AUGCCACCAUUGAUGAUGGCGACGACUACAACAACAACAACAGUGAACACAUCAUCGAAUUUGAUGGCAAAAAUGAGCGCUUUUGAUGACGAUCAAACCGACAAUAAAAAAAUGUGUGAUCAUAAUAAAGAUACAAAUUCUAUUGGUCAACAACAACGACAAACAUUUGCUCAAAUCUUUCAACAAAAUUGUGAAUCAAAAAUAAUUGCUGAAAAUGUUGAAAAUGCAAAUAAUGAUAAUCAUUCAAAAUCAGCGAAAAUUGAUGAUUAUACUGAUGAUCCAUCACAACAGCUAUCAAUAAAAGAUGAAAAUGAUGACACUGAUAUUUACCAAAAUUAUCCGGAUCUUUCUUUAACACCAAACAGUGAUGAUCAACAACAACAACAACAGCAGCAGCAGCAGCGAGAUCAGCAACAAGUUACUGAUCCUAAUAGUAGUAAUAAUAGCUGUGACGAUCAAAGUCAGGUAAGUUAAUGAUUAUUACCAACUUUUUAUUUUAAUUUUUACUUUGAAUUUCAUCUUCCUUUUAAAAGGAAUCAAAUGAUAGUGGUAAAGGAAGCUGUUUGC
This is a messenger RNA of Dermatophagoides farinae (American house dust mite), 567 nucleotides long. The record is from RefSeq and is a predicted model, not a curated record. Lineage: Eukaryota; Metazoa; Arthropoda; Arachnida; Sarcoptiformes; Pyroglyphidae.